Molecule: messenger RNA, 3420 nt
Organism: Gymnodraco acuticeps
Lineage: Eukaryota; Metazoa; Chordata; Actinopteri; Perciformes; Bathydraconidae
Product: NLR family CARD domain-containing protein 3-like
Exons: 10
Coding region: 43-3132 (1029 amino acids)
Molecular function (GO): protein binding
Source: RefSeq, a predicted model, not a curated record
UCUCCAGUCCCAAGCUGUCUGUCUCUGAAGAGUGACCGGUCUAUGUUUCAACCUCCAGUCUUCAGUAAUGAACCUGGACCCUCAGACACAAAACAGAGAGCAGAGUCUCCAGUCCCAAGCUGUCUGUCUCUGAAGAGUGACUGGUCUAUGUUUCAACCUCCCAUCUUCAGUAAUGAACCUGGACCCUCAAACAUAAAAGGGAAGAGGAAGAGUCAUGCUCCUGUGGAGGAGCAGCUGUCCUGCUGUGCUCUGUGUCACGAUGUCCUGAAGGAUCCAGUCUCUACCAGCUGUGGACACUGGUUCUGCAGACAGUGCAUCACCUCAUACUGGGAGCAGCGACCUCCAUCAGGAGACUCCUCCUGUCCCCAGUGUGGAGAAAGAUCCAGAACUGGACUGCAGAUAGCCAGUCAGACCAGCUCUGUACGAACAGAUAGUGGUCUUCAGAAGGUUUUAGAUGAACAUAGGCUCAGUCUGAGGAGGAGAUGUGAACGUGUGACUGAAGGAACUGAUAAAAGUGAAACCCUCCUCAACAGCAUCUUCACUGAGCUCUACAUCACACAAGGACAGAGUGAAGAGGUUAAUACCCAACAUGAGGUGUGGCAGCUUGAGACAGCUUCCAAGAAGAAGACCCUCCAUGAAACUCCAAUCAAGUGCCAGGAUAUCUUUAAAGCCUUACCUGACCAACAGACUCACAUCAGAGCGGUCCUGACCAACGGAGUCGCUGGAGUUGGAAAAACCUUCUCAGUGCAGAAGUUCACUCUGGACUGGGCCGAGGGUUUGGAAAACCAAGAUGUCAGUCUGGUGAUCCUGCUUUCCUUCAGGGAGCUGAACCUGAUCAAAGAUGAGCAGUACAGUCUUCUCAGGCUGCUCCAUGUUUUCCAUCCAACCUUACAGAAGGUCACAGCAGAGCAGCUGGCUGUCUGUAAAGUGCUGUUCAUCUUUGACGGCCUGGAUGAAAGCAGACUUUCUCUGGACUUCAGAAACAAUGAGGUUGUGUAUGAUGUCUCACAGCAGUCCUCAGUCAACGUGCUGCUGACAAACCUCAUCAGGGGGAAGCUGCUUCCCUGGGCUCUCGUCUGGAUAACUUCCAGACCUGCAGCGGCAAAUCAGAUCCCUCCUGAGUGUGUGGACAGGGUAACAGAAGUACGAGGCUUCAAUGACGCCCAGAAGGAGGAGUACUUCAGGAGGAGAUCGAGUGAUGAAGACCUGUCCAGCAGAAUCAUCUCUCACAUCAAGAGCUCCAGGAGCCUCCACAUCAUGUGUCUGAUCCCAGUCUUCUGCUGGAUCACUGCUGCAGUUCUGGACCACAUGUUGACUACAGACCAGAGAGGAGAGCUGCCCAAGACCCUCACUGACAUGUACUCACACUUCCUGCUGGUCCAGACAAAGAGGAAGAAGCAGAAGUAUGAAGAGGGACAUGCGACGAGUCCACAGCAGCUGACGGAGGCUGACAGGAAGGUUAUUCUGAAGCUGGGGAGGCUGGCGUUUGAACACCUGGAGAAAGGAAACAUCAUGUUCUACCAAGAAGACCUACAGCGCUGUGGUCUUGAUGCCACCGAGGCCUUGGUGCACUCAGGAGUUUGUACACAGAUCUUCAAAAGAGAGAGUGUGAUCUUCCAGAAAACGGUCUACUGCUUUGUUCAUCUGAGCAUUCAGGAGUUUCUGGCUGCAGUCUACAUAUUGCACUGUUACACCAACAGAGACACAGCGGUACUGAAGGACUUCCUGAAGAGAGACUGGCCCUAUAAGAACAGUAAAAACAGUGAUCAAGAUUACCAAUCGCUGGAUGUCUUUCUAAAAGGAGCCAUGGCGAAAUCCCUCAGAAGUAGAAAUGGCCACCUGGACCUGUUUGUCCGCUUUCUCCACGGCCUCUCUCUGGAGUCCAACCAGAGACUGUUAGGAGGCCUGCUGGGUCGCACAGACAACCGACCAGAAAUCAUCCAGAGAGCCAUCAACAACCUGAAGAAGUUGAGAAGUGAUACAUUCUCUCCAGACAGGAGCAUCAACAUCUUCCACUGUCUGACAGAGAUGAAGGACCACUCAGUACAUCAGGAGAUCACAGAGUUCCUGAAGUCAGAGAACGGCUCACAGAAGAAACUCUCUGUGAUCCACUGCUCAGCUUUGGCUUACAUGCUGCAGAUGUCAGAGCAUGUUCUGGAUGAGUUUGACCUGACUAACUACAACACAUCAGCCGAGGGACGACAGAGACUGAUUCCAGCUGUGAGGAACUGCAGGAAGGCUGUGCUUACUCUCUGUGGACUCUCAGAGACUCACUGUGAAGUUGUGGCCUCAGCUCUGAAGUCCGACCCCUCCCAUCUGAGAGAUCUGGACCUGAGUCACAACGAUCUGCAGGAUUCAGGAGUGGAGCUGCUGAGUUCUGGACUAAAGAGUCCAAACUGCAGACUGGAGACUCUCAGACUGGAGAGCUGCAGUUUGUCAGAGAUCAGCUGUGCUGCUCUGAUCUCAGCUCUGAAGUCCAACCCCUCCUAUCUGAGAGAUCUGGACCUGAGUGACAACGAUCUGCAGGAUUCAGGAGUGAAGCUGCUGAGAGAUCUUCUGGAGAGUCCAGACUGCAGACUGAAGACUCUCAGACUGGAGAGCUGCAGGUUGUCAGAGAUUAGCUGUGCUGCUCUGGUCUCAGCUCUGAAGUCCAACCCCUCCCACCUGAGAGAUCUAGACCUGAGUAACAACGAUCUGCAGGAUUCAGGAGUGAAGCUGCUGAGAGAUCUUCUGGAGAGUCCAGACUGCAGACUGGAGACACUCAGACUGGAGAGCUGCAGUUUGUCAGAGAUCAGCUGUUCUGCUCUGGUCUCAGCUCUGAAGUCCAACUCCUCCCAUCUGAGAGAUCUGGACCUGAGUUACAACGCUCUGAAGGAUUCAGGAGUGAAGCUGCUGAGAGAUCUUCUGGAGAGUCCAGAUUGCAGACUGGAGACUCUCAGACUGGAGAGAUGCAGUUUGUCAGAGAUCAGCCCUACUCUGGCCUCAGCUCUGAAGUCUGAACCCUCCAGUCUGAGAGAUCUGGACCUGAGUAACGACAAGCUGAAAGAUUCAGGAGUGAAGCUGCUGAGAGAUUUUCUGGAGAGUCCAGACUGCAGACUGGAAACUCUCAGACGUGUUUUCACAGAUAAUUAAAACUGCGGUCACAGUCGUGCGCAGUUGUGGACGGGCCCUCUCGUCUUUGCGCCUGUCGGGGAGGGUCGCCGGUCGUCCCGGCGUCAAGUCGACGCACACGAGUCCUCCCAAAUUAACCGUUUGUCAUUUCUCUCAUUUUCGCGUGCUCGACUCCUCGAUCCUCCAGCGACCCGGAAACGGAUGUCAGCGCGCCGUCUCGAAGGAAAACAAAUUUCUCUAAAGGCUCAUCGAGGAUCGAUUAUCGAGGAGGCUGUCUGGAGGAGCUGUAACCGAGGAUACACUGAUUUA